CGGCCUCCUCUGGGUCUCUAGUAGUUUCUGUGCCGCUGACGCAUGCUUGCGUGCAGAGCUGGGCCGGGCGCGUCCUACGCAGCAGCCGCGAGCUGGGCACCUGGUGCCAGACGGUUCCCGGCGGGGGGCAGGGGCGGGGCGCCGCAGAGGCCAGGGACUCCCGGCCGAGGAGCCCCAAGGAGGCCGGGCUGACUGCUGACGAGUUGCCAUGGCAUCCUACUACGAAAUCCUAGAUGUUCCGCGAAGUGCGUCCGCUGAUGACAUCAAGAAGGCGUAUCGGCGGAAGGCUCUACAGUGGCACCCAGACAAGAACCCCGAUAAUAAAGAGUUUGCUGAAAGGAAGUUCAAGGAAGUGGCGGAGGCAUAUGAAGUGUUAUCUGACAAGCAUAAGCGGGAGAUCUACGACUGCUAUGGCCGGGAAGGGCUGACUGGGGCAGGAACUGGCCCAUCUCAAGCAGAAGCUGGAGGUGGUGGGCCCGGCUUCACCUUCACCUUCCGCAGCCCUGAGGAGGUCUUCCAGGAGUUCUUUGGAAGUGGAGACCCUUUUGCAGAGCUCUUUGAUGACCUGGGCCCCUUCUCAGAGCUCCAGAACCGGGGUUCCCAGCCCUCGGGCCCCUUCUUCACCUUCUCUUCCUCCUUCCCUGGGCACUCCAAUUUCUCCUCCUCAUCUUUCUCCUUCAGUCCUGGGGCUGGUGCUUUUCGCUCUGUUUCUACAUCUACCACCUUUGUCCAUGGACGCCGCAUCACGACACGCAGAAUCAUGGAGAAUGGGCAAGAACGGGUGGAAGUGGAGGAGGAUGGGCAACUGAAGUCAGUCACAAUCAAUGGUGUCCCAGACGACCUGGCCCUGGGCUUGGAGCUGAGCCGUCGUGAGCAGCAACAGUCUGUCACCUCCAGGUCUGGGGGCACACAGGUCCAGCAGACCCCUGCCUCACGCCCCUCUGACAGCGACCUCUCUGAGGAUGAUGAGGACCUGCAGCUUGCCAUGGCCUACAGCCUGUCAGAGAUGGAGGCAGCUGGGAAAAAACCAGCAGGUGGGCGGGCCACACAGCGACGACGACAGGGACAGCCCAAGGCCCAGUACCAAGAUCCGGGUAUCGGAGGGGCCCAUGAGGAUGCCAAGGGUGACGCAGCCAAAGCCAGCCCCUCCCCAGAGGAGAAGGCCUUCCGCUGCCUCAUCCUCUGAUCACCAGGCCCAACCCACCCUUAUUCAGGGUGACCAAGGGUCCUGCUUAGUGCUGGAGAGCAGGGAGGGGCAUGGCCUGAGUGGCAGGAACCCUUCUCCAACUCAUGCUCCCUUCACAGGUUUCCCUCCCAGACCCACCCACACUCCAGCGUGGACUCGGGAUUUGCUCUGUUCAGCCCAUGGCUGAUGGGUGAAACCCAGGGUGGGGGACCUCAGGGCAGUUGGAGGGCCUGAGGAGCCAGGAUGCAUUUAUUCUUAUGAGAACGGGAGCUUUUGAAGGAGUCAGUGGUUCAGGUCGGGCCUAUUGUGCCCAGGUCUUAUGCCACCUGUGUUACUGAUGAUGUCAAGGAAGGAGGACUUGGCCUGGGUUCUCUGAGCCGGAGUCGGGAGCUACACCAGGGAGUCGCCUGCUCUCCUUGUCCAGCUGCAGACACCCCCUCCCUUGUUUCUGUGCCGUGUUGAGUUCUGACUGUCUCUGUUGCUUCCCUUCUGGUGCUGCUUCUCCUUCCUGGCAUUCUUCUUUCUGCACUUCCCUGCGGGCUGCAUCGCUUGCUUUUACUGACGUCGGGCUAGGACUCCCUUCUUCCUUCCCAGAGAAGGCCUCAAUGUGGCGAGAAAGAUGCUGUGGCCGGUAGGGCCAUAAGGUCUUCCAGGGAGGCAAGCUGGGUGGGGCGGGAGCCUCUCAGCCCUCCAGAUUUAGAACCGGAGCCCACUCCUCCUCCCUUCCUCUUGCUGCCUCAGCCUGCCCCAGACCUCGGGACUAGGCAGAAGUGAGGCUGGCUAACUCUGCAGAGGUGGGAUAAGGCCAGGGUGCCCGGGAGGGAGGCUUGUACCCUGCCCUACUUUACAUGCAUCAGGGCCCAGGGAGAGGCCACAGGGCUAGCCCAGGUCUGCAUGCUCAGCUCCAUCCUCCAGGCUUGCUGCUGACCCUCUCUCCUGUCGCCCCACCCCCGCUCUCUCCCCAGAUGUGUUCUGAGCUGGAUAUCCUGGAUCCAGAGUCGCUGCACAGCUCCAACAGGACAGCGCCCUCCCCUGUGCACUGGGAGGGGACCCUCCAUUCCUCUCCCUCACCUGUGCUGAGUGUAGAGCAAGGCCUGGGUGGUGGGUGGGGGCUGGGUGGGAGGCAUCAGUAGUCUUAGCCUGUAAACUCUUCCCUGGGUGUUUGGUGCUGUCUCUUGGGGACUACAAGUCCCAGAAUGCAAUGCACCCGUCUCGUUUCUAGUAGAUCAUGCUUGGGAGAAGACGUGCACAGCUAUGGAGCUUUGCAUCUUGGGACAUGUAGUUACAGACCAGGCCAGCCUGUCACUCACUGCUAGACGGGGAUACCUUGUCAUUUGAAUUGUCCCUGGCAGGGGUGGCAAGAACAUGGUCCAAGCUUAGGCUACCCCGACACCUUUUGCUAGUGUCAGGGUUAGAGUGUACAAGUCGAAGCCCUGUAGCAUCUGGGAAAGGCUCUUUUCCUGUGGAGUCCCGGGCCUGGGCAGGAUUGACUAAGCAGGGCAUGGCCCCAGAAGGCUGGUGGGCGUGGGCCAGCAGAGAAGUGGAAGGGAAAGCGUCCUCUGGGGUGUGUGUAUGUGUGUGUGUGUGUGGCUGGGAUUGGCUUGUGAUGGCUGCCCUGGGAAUGUUGCUGCUUGUAUGGCUUCUCUGGCCUCUGACCCUGCUGCCCAUUCUUUUUCUUCAACACCACAGAUGAGCUGCCUCUCCUCCUCCCUGUCUGGGGUGCCUAGUGGCUAGGAAGGGGAGUGGUGGAGCCAGGGGUUGCCAGCUCUUGUAACAUUGAGUCCUCGAGUCCUAUUAAAGCCAGCUGGGCCGAGCUCAGACUGAAGGGAACACUGGAAAUAAAGCUGUUUGGAGAGCU
Messenger RNA from Manis pentadactyla (Chinese pangolin), 3044 nucleotides. RefSeq names its product DnaJ heat shock protein family (Hsp40) member B2 (gene DNAJB2). The record is from RefSeq and is a predicted model, not a curated record. NCBI's taxonomy places the organism in Eukaryota, Metazoa, Chordata, Mammalia, Pholidota, Manidae. Gene Ontology annotation, molecular function: ATPase activator activity; Hsp70 protein binding. Gene Ontology annotation, biological process: positive regulation of proteasomal ubiquitin-dependent protein catabolic process; protein refolding. The coding region runs from base 209 to 1186 and encodes 325 amino acids. Gene Ontology annotation, cellular component: endoplasmic reticulum membrane; cytosol. The transcript has 9 exons.